AUGGGUGGCUUAAUCAGUCUUCUGCGAGACAUAAAAACAAUCUACAAAGACCUCAAGGUAACUUUGAAGCUCACGGCCAGAAUUGUGCUCAAAGUGCACGGGAUUGUAGACGAUGUGGAACACACUGUUCAAGAACUAAAAGCUGCCGUGAAAGGGUUAUCUGCGAAAAUCAGCCCGGAGAAUGGCAAGGGCGAGGUCGCAUUUGAUGCUUUGGUGGAAAACGUGGAAACUAAAGCUACUAUGUUGAAAACAUCUCUCAUCGAAGCUACAAGCCAAGUUUUUAACGAAGAUCUUCUCAAGAAUACUCAGCAAAAAUGGGAAAAGGUAAUGGAGUACUCUAGACAAAGCAGUGAGGCUUUAACAAACAUCAUCGCUAGUACUUCAUUCUACACCAGUGUCGUGCAGGGCGCAAGCGAUGCAGAACGUGCAGGUGUUGAGGAAAAGAAUAUUUCACUGUUAGAGGUAAAGGAAAAAGAAGAAGAGGAUGAAAAAAGCAAUGCUCAGAGUAAUCAAGCUAUCGUUCCCGUUUUCAACGAGCCGCCUAGCACACUUUCCGGUGUAGAAGAAGAUGUUCGAGAUUUUGAGAUUCUGCCCUCGUUCGAUUUGAUGGACAGCUUUUGGAAAUGUGACAUUGGGUGUUUUAACAUUGAUUGCGUAGAUCUUCAACGGCUUCCAGCCAGACAACAAAGAAAUGGCGAAGUAAACGGACAAUUAAGGAAGAGGAAAACAAAGAAACGCGGUGGGAAGUCAGCAAAGCUGUGCAAAAAGACAGGGAUUUCGGGUACAAGUUCAGGCCACACCCCGGUGAAGUAUCACAACCACAAACAAAAACGACCAAGAGAAAAUAUCGCCUUAGAAGUAAUAUUUCUGAUAGCCUUGUUAGUGGAGGGCGCAGCGAUGUCCAACAACAACCUGUUAACUCGUGAACGUUUGUGGAACGAAUGCAACUAUGGCAGCUACAGCAGCGCCGCUGAAAUAUUAGAACUGGAUGACUAA
Messenger RNA from Porites evermanni, 996 nucleotides. The record is from the annotation of a GenBank genome assembly. Lineage: Eukaryota; Metazoa; Cnidaria; Anthozoa; Scleractinia; Poritidae.